GUACUUGCUUUCGAGAUGGAGUCGAGCAAGUGGUCUUUCUCAUCUUUCCGUUCAUCAACAGCGUUCAUCGCCUUCACCAUCACCUUCGCCGUCUUCACGGAUCAGUUCCUCUUCGCUGCGAUUCUACCGAUCGGACCUUUCACAUUACACGAAAGACUACACAUCCCCGAAGACAAAGUCCAAUUCUGGAUAGCCAUCCUCCUAGCCGUCUUCGGUAUUGGAUGUUUCGUCACAGCCGGACCAUGGGGAUGGUACACAGACCGCAGCACCUCCCGUCGCACACCCUUCCUCAUCGGCCUCUCCAUUCUCCUCGGAGCUACACUCGUCCUCUGGUUCUCACAACACAUUGCUCUACAAAUCCUCGGCCGCGCACUACAAGGGUUCUCCUCUUUGGUCGUCUGGGCUACAGGUCUGGCCGUCCUCGUUGACACGGUCGGAUGCAAACAUAUCGGAGAGUACAUGGGAUACAUCGGCAUAGCGCUCAACAUGGGAAGCUUGACUGCACCCAUGGUCGGUGGUGUCGUGUUCGCUCAGGCGGGAUACAAUGCCGUCUUCGGCGUUGUCACCGCCGUUGUUGGGCUAGAUAUUCUGUCCCGACUCAUCAUGAAGGAGAAGACACCAUCCGAGACCACAUCUGUCGCUCCGUUACAGGAUGACCUCGAAUCUGGCUCACCAGACAUCAAGGAGAAAGAAAAGACCGUCGUCACAAUCGAAACCAUCAGCCAAUCCUCCUCGCCCUCAACUUCAACUCUCGACCUCACCACCACCACUCCAUCCCGCCGCCAUCUCCCACCCGUCAUCCGCCUCCUCAAUUCCCUCCGCUUCUGCGUCGCAAUCUGGGGCGUCUUCGUAAUCUCCUGUGUCUUCUCCGCUUUCCAAGCCGUCCUCCCCAUGGCCGUGAAAACCGUCUUCGGCUGGAACAGCACCGGCACCGGACUCAUAUUCCUCCCUCUCAGUCUCCCCGCUUUACUCGGACCAAUCGUGGGACGCAUGACGGACCGCUAUGGAGGAAGAUGGUUCGCCACAGCCGGAUUCGUGUUGUUGGGCAUCGCGGUGACGAUGUUGAGGGCUGUGGAGUAUAACAGCCGCUCGCAGCAGGUGUUGUUAUGCGUGCUCUUGUUCCUUUGUGGAUGUUGUAUGACGCUUGUGCUGGAGCCUCUGGCGGCGGAGGUGACGCAUGGUGCUGCGAGGUUGGAUGCGAAGGACAAGGAGAUGGGGAUCGAGAGUGCGGGAUCAUAUGGUCAGUCGUAUGCGCUGUUCAAUAUGGCGUGGGCGGCGGGGAAUUCGACCGGGCCAGUGUGGGGAGGGAUAUUGUUGGAUGCUGCUGGGUGGAAUGCGAUGGCUCUAUCAUUGGGCCUGCUGGGCUUUUUGAGUGCUGUGCCGGUGGCAUUGUGCUUGGACGGGUGGAUGUUUGAGAAAAAGUUUUAGAGAUAAAAGUGGUUUGUGUAGCGUUCAAGCGAGCAUGAGGAUGAACAUUAUCGUAGAUGCUGUCCUUGUACUCAGCCAGGCGAUAAAAGCGUCUAUCAGUAAAAGUCUUCUCCGCCGCCUCGUUCAUUUGCGCACAUGCUGUAGUCGUCUUGACCGCGAGCUCUCGAGUGGGGGGCGCCUUGGACUGACAAGACUGGUGACAUGGUAUUCGACUGCUUGAGAAUGCAUUUGGCCGCCUAAGCAGAAGAACAGCACGAUCGGUAGCUAGAGCUGGUGACAGCCAGGCAAGUAUCAAUUCAAUGUCUUCCGGCCACCUUCCCCACUUGCUGUGAUCACUUUUGCAGCCAGUGGCAGCCGCC
Molecule: messenger RNA, 1787 nt
Organism: Zymoseptoria tritici IPO323
Lineage: Eukaryota; Fungi; Ascomycota; Dothideomycetes; Mycosphaerellales; Mycosphaerellaceae
Exons: 2
Coding region: 16-1428 (470 amino acids)
Biological process (GO): transmembrane transport
Molecular function (GO): transmembrane transporter activity
Source: RefSeq, a predicted model, not a curated record